Molecule: messenger RNA, 5396 nt
Organism: Mesocricetus auratus (golden hamster)
Lineage: Eukaryota; Metazoa; Chordata; Mammalia; Rodentia; Cricetidae
Gene: Corin
Product: corin, serine peptidase
Exons: 22
Coding region: 150-3494 (1114 amino acids)
Biological process (GO): regulation of blood pressure; acrosome reaction; peptide hormone processing
Cellular component (GO): membrane
Molecular function (GO): protein binding; serine-type endopeptidase activity
Source: RefSeq, a predicted model, not a curated record
CUUCCUCCCUCCUGUCCGUGGGUGCCACCUCCUUCCUGUCAGUGGGUCAGUGCCACUUCUCGGUGGCACGCUCACUGCCCUGCAGCCGGUCCCUAGGCGGACGGUCCUCCACUCUAGUGGCUUGGCGUCGGGGACGGACGCUGGCAGUCAUGCACAGGGUUUUCUUCAGCGUUCGGGUCAGCUCCGUGCGGAGAGCCCACUGCUCCUGUCCUGGGCGAUGCUACCUCUCCUGCAGAGUCCCUUCUACUGCCGCCCUCCAAGCACCGAGUGGGCUUGGCUGCGCGCGCGUUCCAGGGGAGGCUGCAGGUGGAGCCGUCGGACCCGGCCCCUCGGGGACUGGUGGCUUCCUCUCCGGGUCCACGAUCCAGGCACUCGGAAGCUGGAAGGAUUGCGUCGGAGCCCCGCCUGCCCCAGACGUCUCCAGAGCCGACAGUAGUGCGGGUGAGGGCUGCCCUCAGAAGCUGGCGACGGCCAGUCUGCUACGCUUCUUCCUGCUCGUGCUCAUCCCCUGCAUCUGCGCCCUCAUCGUGCUGCUGGCCAUUCUGCUCUCCUUUGUGGGAACAUUACACAAGGUUUAUUUUAAAUCAAAUGACAGUGAACCUGUAGUCACUGAUGAUGAAGUUCAAGUUCCUGGUGUUUUCUUUGUAAAUACAGUAUAUAAUGAGAGCACAGGGGCACCCACUAUGGCCCCCAACCCAUCCCCUCCAGGCUGGACACCUAGAGCGCCUCCUCUCGAUGGGGACCAGAGUCACAGGAAUACAAGUGCCUGCAUGAACAUCACUCACAGCCAGUGUCAGAUUCUUCCCUACCACAGCACGCUGGCACCUAUCUUGCCAAUUGUCAAAAACAUGGACAUGGAGAAGUUCCUCAAGUUCUUCACGUACCUCCAUCGCCUCAGUUGCUAUCAACAUAUCCUGCUAUUUGGCUGUAGCCUCGCCUUCCCUGAGUGCGUCAUUGACGGUGAUGACAGGCGUGGCCUCCUGCCCUGUAGAUCCUUCUGUGAGGCUGCAAAAGAAGGCUGUGAGUCUGUACUGGGGAUGGUGAAUUUCUCCUGGCCAGAUUCCCUCAGAUGCUCUCAGUUUAGAGAUCACACUGAGAACAACAGCAAUGUCAGCAAGGUCUGCUUCUCACUGCUGCAGGAACAUGGAAAGCAAUCCCUGUGUGGAGGCCAGGAGAGCUUCCUGUGCUCAAGUGGACUCUGCAUCCCGAAGAAGCUGCAGUGUAAUGGCUACAAUGACUGCGAUGACUGGAGUGACGAGGCUCGCUGCAACUGCAGUGAAGACCUGUUCCACUGCCACACAGGCAAGUGUCUCAAUCACAGCCUCGUGUGUGAUGGGUAUGAUGACUGCGGAGAUCUGAGUGACGAGCAAAACUGUGAUUGCAAUCCCUCAAAGGAGCAUCGCUGCGGGGAUGGGCGCUGCAUCGCAGCUGAGUGGGUGUGUGAUGGGGACCAUGACUGUGUGGACAAGUCUGACGAGGUCAACUGCUCUUGUCACAGCCAGGGCCUGGUGGAAUGCAGAAGUGGACAGUGCAUUCCUAGCGCCUUCCAGUGCGAUGGAGACCAAGACUGUCAGGACGGGAGUGACGAGGAGAACUGCGGUGACAGUCAGGUGCCUUGUCCAGAAGGAGAUCAGGGGUGCCUCGACAGUUCCUGUCUCGAUUCAUGUGCUGGUAGCUCUCUGUGCAGCUCAGAUGGCAGCCUGAGGAAUUGUAGUCAAUGUGAGCCAAUUACUCUGGAACUCUGCAUGAAUUUGCCCUACAACCACACACAUUAUCCAAAUUACCUUGGCCACAGGAGUCAAAAGGAAGCAUCUAUCAGCUGGGAGUCAUCUCUCUUCCCUGCACUUGUUCAAACCAACUGUUACAAAUACCUCAUGUUUUUUGCUUGCACCAUUUUGGUUCCAAAGUGUGAUGUGAAUACAGGCCAACGCAUCCCCCCUUGCAGAUCCUUGUGUGAGCACUCCAAAGAACGUUGUGAGUCUGUUCUUGGGAUUGUAGGCCUCCAGUGGCCUGAAGACACAGACUGCCAUCAAUUUCCAGAGGGAAAUUCAGACAAUCAAACUUGCCUCCUUCCCAGUGAAGAUGUGCAAGAAUGUUCACCGAGCCACUUCAAGUGUCGCUCAGGACGGUGUGUUCUGGGUUCCAGAAGAUGUGAUGGUCAGGCCGACUGUGAUGAUGACAGUGAUGAAGAGAACUGUGGUUGCAAAGAGAGAGAUCUUUGGGAAUGUCCAUCCAAUAAACAAUGUCUGAAGCAUACAUUGAUCUGUGAUGGGUUUCCCGACUGCCCUGAUAGCGUGGACGAAAAAAACUGCUCAUUUUGCCAGGAUGAUGAGCUGGAAUGUGCCAACCAUGAGUGUGUGCCACGUGAUCUAUGGUGUGACGGAGAGGCCGAUUGCUUGGACAGUUCAGAUGAAUGGGACUGUGUGACCCUCUCUAAAAAUGGGAACUCCUCUUCAUUCCUGGCUGUUCACAGAUCUGCAACAGAACACCACGUGUGUGCUGACGGCUGGCAGGAGGCGUUGAGUCAGCUGGCCUGCAGGCAGAUGGGUUUAGGAGAACCAUCUGUAACUGAACGAACAAAAGGACAGGAAGGCCAGCAUUGGCUGAGGUUGCACUGGAGCUGGGAGAAUCUUAAUGGGACCACCUUGCAGAAGCUGCUGGUGCACAGGGAGUCCUGUCCAAGCAGAAGUAAGAUUUCCCUUCUGUGUACUAAGCAAGACUGUGGUCGCCGCCCUGCAGCACGAAUGAACAAGAGGAUCCUUGGGGGUCGGACUAGUCGUCCAGGGAGGUGGCCCUGGCAAUGCUCCCUGCAGAGUGAACCCAGCGGACACAUCUGUGGCUGCGUCCUCAUUGCCAAGAAGUGGGUUCUGACAGUUGCCCACUGCUUUGAGGGGAGAGAGGAUGCUGAUAUAUGGAAGGUGGUAUUUGGCAUAAACAACCUGGACCAUCCGUCAGACUUCAUGCAGACCCGCUUUGUGAAGACCAUCCUGCUACAUCCCCGUUACAAUCGAGCGGUGGUGGACUAUGACAUCAGUGUAGUGGAGCUGAGCGAUGACAUCCAUGAGACAAGCUACGUUAGACCUGUUUGCUUACCCAGCCCAGAGGAGUUUCUGGAACCAGAUACGUACUGCUACAUCACAGGCUGGGGCCACAUGGGCAACAAAAUGCCCUUUAAGCUGCAGGAGGGAGAAGUCCGCAUUAUUCCUCUGGAGCAGUGCCAGUCCUAUUUUGACAUGAAGACUAUCACCAGUCGGAUGAUAUGUGCUGGCUACGAGUCUGGCACUGUGGACUCAUGCAUGGGAGACAGUGGUGGGCCUCUGGUUUGUGAGCGACCCGGAGGACAGUGGACAUUAUUUGGUUUAACUUCAUGGGGCUCCGUCUGCUUUUCCAAAGUUCUGGGGCCUGGGGUGUAUAGCAACGUGUCCUACUUUGUUGAAUGGAUUGAAAGACAAAUAUAUAUCCAGACCUUUCUCCAAAAGGAAUUUCAAGAAUGAUCAGAGACUCAGCCAGAAACCCACACCAACAGCCCUCUUGACUGUGAGGAGUGUCCUGCUUAGAGCUGCACAAAUGGGCUUUUCAUGGACAGGGCGCUCAACAUGCAUUGCAUGACCUCUGGUUUGCAUCACAUCUGUUUUACUCCGCCUUUUAUUUUUUUCAACUUUAUCAUUCAUUCAUUUCAUGUGUUCUUUUAAAAACACAGAGCAAAGUUGGUUUUGUUCUUUCCCUAGGAUAACUUUGAAUGUAGUGUGGAAUUAUCAGCUCCGUAGGAACAACAUUUGGAGCUCUACAGUAACAAGUUACAGGAAGUUGCUUUUCAUAGUAUCACAACAAACACAAGGAGACACACUGCUGGGUCUCGUUCAAGCACAUUGGCUUAGUGGGCAGAUUUCAGAACUAACUUUGGAGCCUGGCUUUUAAAAAGCCAUGAUCAUGCACAUGCUUGCUUUAUUUUCUAGACUCUUCUAAAUAAUUUGGAGAUUAUAAAAGUGAAAAGACCCACAGUAUUGCUCUAGAUAGUUGAAACUGCAAGACACACAGAAUGUGAAAUUCUCUAGCCAUCGAAACUGACACUCAGAAGUAUAAUUCUACCCUUCCUGCAUUCAAACUAAGAUUGCAAUUUCAUAGAAAAUUUCCAUAGAACGUUCCCCAUUACUGGGGUUUUUCAAUGUAUGUCGGUUAGAUGGGUGAGAUUUCAAUGAUUAGGUCAUUUCUUGUAGAAAUAUUUGUUUGCCUAUGUGAAAUGAAUGAGAAUCCUCUUCACUUUGGAGACAGAGUGAGCGAGCGAGCGAGCGAGCGAGCGAGAGAGAGAGAGAGAGAGAGAGAGAGAAACAGAGAGAAAAGAAUAUUAAAUGGUACCCCACACCCAAUUAAAUCUGAAAAUUGGUCUUCCUGUGUUCACCCAAAUCAGAAAUGUCACAGAAAUAUAUUUCAAAGCAUAGAAAAAUGUUGCAUGGAGCAAAACAUUUUGCAAUUUCCCCUUAAUGAUGUCUAACAUCUGGUGUUGCCAUUUUGCCUCAUUGAUAAUUAAAACAAAAAUUUAAAGUUGUUUUUAAGCACUGGGCCACUUUACGCAAAUCAGUUUUUGAAGCAAUUAGUGGUUAAAAGUAUUUUUUCCACUAAAAAGCUUCAAAAACACAAACCUUCAUAUACACCUAAUUGAAUUAGUCUGACAUCAACUAAUGUAACAUCCAAAUGCCUUUUUGAACAAGUAGGAUGCACUACUAAACUUCACCAGCAACCAGACUGCCUCAGCAUUCCAAACAGGGACUACCUGCUAUUUUAUAUGUGUAUUUUGUACUCUUUUUCUAUGCGUCAAUAAGAGUUCAUAUCCAAAAAGUUGUUUCAACCCUUAUUUUCUGUGUUUAUUCAUCUCUUGUUCUGAAACUUGUUACAAGGAGUGUGUAGCACUUGUACUGUGUUCACAACUGUAUGAAGGUUUAAGAUCAUUGGACAGUUUUGUUAUAAUUGUUGGCACAUAGUUAAUGAAAACUUUUUUUAGCCUUGAUAAACUUAUAUUCAGUAAAAUGUACAUGUUGGAGUUAUUUUAAAUAAUUCUGCAUACAAAUGAAAUGAUAAUUUUUUCCUUGAGGAAUAAGGAUGGAAUAUAGACACCACGUUUCAGGAAAGUGGUUAUCUCUCUGAUAGCACAGUGGCGCCCAGUUUCCUGUCAGCCCAAAUUUGCACAUUGUAUAACUCACUCUCACAGGAACCUGCUCUUUUAGACUAGUAACAGCCUCAUCUCUAGUCUUAUGAGUUGCUAAUAGUAUUAAUCGUUCCUGGAGUACCGGAAGAAUACCAACUCUGCUAAGAGAACACGAGUCUUCAAUGUUCACAGUGUAUUUUUGCAAGUGUUCCUACUCUUUAGAAACCUUUUAUAAUAAAAACUAUAACCCAGA